Messenger RNA from Vicia villosa (hairy vetch), 1554 nucleotides. RefSeq lists its product as uncharacterized. Lineage: Eukaryota; Viridiplantae; Streptophyta; Magnoliopsida; Fabales; Fabaceae. The record is from RefSeq and is a predicted model, not a curated record. Bases 1 to 1554 code for a protein of 517 amino acids. The transcript has a single exon.
AUGACCUGGUACAGAAACCUUCCUCCCAACUCCAUCCACUCCUGGGCAGAACUCAAGAAGCUCAUCUCCAACCACUUCACGGCCUCUUGUCGACAACCAAAGUCCAAAGCAACCCUUGAAGCUGUGAUCCAAGGUACCGACGAGCCUCUCCAAGAAUAUCUCGACAGGUUCAACAAAGAGGCCGUCCAGGUGCAAACAACGGACGAUAUGAAGAGAUACCUCCUAGAACGAGGACUCCUCCCCGGGAGCAACUUCAAGAAGGCCAUCAAAAUUGAGAAGGUGCGCACCAUGGAUGCCCUCCUCCUCAAAGCCCAAGCCUACAUUUCUUUUGAGGAAGACGAAGCGGCUGUAAAGAAAGCCUCAAGAGGCAACGACAUUGCCCGCAGCUCGAGCCAAGACUAUUCUCUUUCGCGCCGAGGCCACGAAAAAAGAAAAGAUGACAGGCCCCGCGACACGAAGGAACAUAGAGGACCAGCUGGUCGUUUCAUUGACUACACCCCCCUAAACGUUUCACGCGAACGUAUUCUGGCCGAAUGCAAGAGCACCCAGUUCAAAAACUCCAACGUCAGGCCCCCGAGGCCAAAUCCCACCAGGCCGAGGACUGACAAGUCCAAAUACUGCAAGUAUCACAAGAGCCUUGGGCACUUGACCGAUGAAUGCAUACACCUCAAAGAUGCCAUCGAGACUCUGAUUAAGGAAAGUCGCCUUUCUAAAUAUACGAAGAAGGGAGAAUCUUCCAGGCGAGAAGGUCCAAGGAGCUCUGACGAGGACAAUUCACCGGACGACAGACCACUGCAGGUUGCUCUAUCCGUCACCCGACCAGAAGACUUCAUACUCUCGGUCGGAGUGACCUCCGCUCUGAGCCCACGGGAAGGAUUCCGAACCGCCAUGGUCAUCUCCAACGGCGGAGAUCCAGGCUUUCUCACGAUCACCUCGGUAAAGAGAAAGUUUGACGAGCUCAUCAGCGCCAAUUCAGACCUCGGUCCAACCCUCCAGAAGUUCAAGGGAAAAUCAGACCCGAUAACCUUCUACCUCGAAGAACUCCCUGACGGAGCCCCAAACGCCACGAUCCCCCUGCUCGUUCGAGCAAGGAUGGCUAAUUUUGACGUCUGGCGCAUCCUGAUCGACGAGGGAAGCUCGGUCUACAUCAUGUACUCCCAUCUUUUCAAAACCCUCAAGCUGGACGACUCCCACCUCACUCCAUACGUAGGUUCUGACCUCAAGGGCUUCAACAGAACCACCACCAAAGCCUGGGGUUACGUCGAGCUGAUUGCCACUUUCGGGGAAGGAGAAACUUCCAGACAAGUCAAGACACGAUUCCUGGUGAUCGACUGUAAGACUCUCUACAACUGCAUCAUCGGACGGCCCACUCUAGCCAAACUCACGGCCGUCCCUUCAACCGUGCACCUCAAGAUGAAGUUCUACACAAAAAGGGGACGAGUAGCCACCAUCAACGCCGACAUCGAAGCAGCCAGAAGGAUAUUCGACGCAUCGAUGAAAGGACUACAGCUGAUCACCCCUCCUUCUAGCGCCAACAAGAAACCAAGAGCCUAA